Molecule: messenger RNA, 7307 nt
Organism: Electrophorus electricus (electric eel)
Lineage: Eukaryota; Metazoa; Chordata; Actinopteri; Gymnotiformes; Gymnotidae
Source: RefSeq, a predicted model, not a curated record
CGCCCCUCAAUCAGUAAACGUUUCCUCGGGCUUGACAGUUUUCGCAGUAAGUCACGUCUCCCUGACUGGUCGCCUACAGAACUACUUCUUUCUCUCACUCGAGACUAAACGGUGUGAAGGAAUGAAUAGCUCGAGGGAUGAGUGAAUGAGUAGUGAGCUUGCGACGCGAGAUACACCCACCUUCACAUGCCUGAACUGAGGAGGCGCGAGCUGUAAAUAGUUUGCGCGAGGUGAAGAUAAGCUUUGCAGAAAUCAUUGAGGAGCAAAAACGACACGAGGAUUAAAAGAGUUUGCUCCCCACAGUAGACGCAGGAGAGGAUGCACGCCCGUGGCUCCAGGACACUUGGUGCACUGUGCUUCUUGGCACUAACGUCACUGUUUACCAAACCCACACGAGGCGAAGCGCCUGCUCCAAGAAGACUGCGGUUUAAGGAGAUAGGUUCAGGCAUGCUCAGUGUGUCCUGGAAAGAGCCAAAAGGAACGUAUGACGGCUACAAGUUCGUCUACAGCUCUGGCUCAGGAGGACGUGAGACAGAACUCCGACUCAACAAGGAAGAGGCCAAAGCUGUAAUUACUGACUUUGACCCUAGUAAAGAGUACACCGUCAGAGUCAUGACACUUAGUGGCUCUCAGCAGAGCAAACCAUUACUGGGGACAUAUAAAGCACCCAGGUCAGAGGUGAGUGACAGAGGCCUGCAGAUACACAGAGAGAGUCAGAACAAUGAGCCUGAAAAGGGCAACGAGAUCAGUGAAGCAGUGGAUGCGUUCACGUGUAAAACUCCAGCUAUAGCUGACAUUGUGAUUCUGGUUGACGGCUCCUGGAGUAUUGGCCGCAUUAAUUUCCGUCUGGUGCGCACGUUUCUCGAGAGCCUUGUAUCGGCCUUCUCUGUCAGCUCGGGCCAAACACGAGUUGGGUUGGCCCAGUACAGUGGAGACCCCAGGAUUGAGUGGAAUUUGAACACGUACUCCAAUAAAGAUGCUGUCAUCAGUGCUGUGAAGAAUCUGCCCUACAAAGGAGGAAACACAUUAACAGGUCUUGCUUUGAUGUACAUUCUGGAGAACAGCUUUAAGCCAGAGUCUGGGUCCAGGACUGGUGUUCCAAAAAUUGGAAUUCUGAUCACAGAUGGAAAGUCUCAGGAUGAUGUCCAGCGUCCCGCCCAGAGCCUGAAAGUGGCAGGAAUAGAGCUGUUUGCCAUCGGUGUGAAGAAUGCUGAUGAGAACGAGCUACGUGCAAUCGCCUCUCCUCCAGAGGACACACAUGUGUAUAACGUAGCUGACUUCAGUGUAAUGAGCUCCAUAGUGGAUGGCCUGACUAGGGCUGUGUGCGACCGUGUUGAACAUCUCCACAGAGAGAUCAAAGGAGAAUCUGGGCCUUCCACGGCUCCUGGCACACCUCGUGACCUUGUGACCUCUGAAGUCACAGCCAGGAGUUUCCGAGUGUCCUGGACUCAUGCAUCUGGAACAGUGGAGAAGUACAGGGUGGUGUACUACGACUCCAAAGAAGCCAAGCCAGAGGAGGUGGUGGUGAACGGAGAUCAGAACUCAGUAGUGCUGCACCAUCUCAACUCUCUGGCUGAGUAUCAGGUGGCUGUGUUCGCCAUCUACAGCAACUCUGCCAGUGCGGCUCUCCGUGGCACUGAGACCACACUGGCUUUGCCCAUGGUGAAUGAACUGGAGCUGUAUGACAUCACACACAGCAGCAUGCGUGUGCGCUGGGGGACUGCAGAAGGGGCUUCUGGUUACAUGAUCCUGUACGCACCGCUCACAGAUGCAGAGGCCGCUGACGAGAAGGAGGUUAAAGUAGCAGACACUGUAACUGAGAUCGAGCUUGAGGAUCUCACCCCUGCAACCGAGUACACAGUUACUGUCUAUGCCAUGUAUGGAGAUGAAGCCAGCGACCCCAGGACUGGCCAAGAGACCACACUUCCUCUCACUCCUGCCCGUGAUCUGAGGAUCACGGAUGUAACUCACAGCUCAGCUAAACUCAGCUGGGACGUGGCUUCUCGUAAAGCUAUUGGCUAUCGCAUUAUGUACGUGAAGACAGAGGGAGUUCAGACCAGCGAGGUUGAGGUGGGCCGUGUGACUACGCUGUUGCUAAGCAACCUGACCUCUUUGACAGAGUAUACUGUGGCGAUCUUUGCCAUCUACGAUGAAGGACAAGCCGAAUCUGUUACAGACACAUUCACAACAAAAUCGGUUCCUGCACUUCUGGGCAUGAGGAGUGGAGAUGUGACCACAGACAGUCUCAGGGUGAGCUGGCAACAUGCAGCUCCUGAUGUCGCCCUGUACAGACUCACUUGGACCCCUGUCAGCGGUGGAGAGACCAGAGAAAUUGUGAUUGGAGCUAACAGGAACUCAUAUGUGAUUACGGGACUGAGACCUUUGACUGAAUAUGAGGUUACACUGACAGCCAUCUACAGACACGAAGAAGAGAGUGAAACCCUCAAGCUCAGAGAAACUACAGUUGCUAGAACAACAACAGCGGCGACCACCACUACCAUCACAACUACAGCAGUAGUUCGUGUUGGUGUGCGUGCUCUGCAGCUCAGUGACUUCACUACAUUCAGCAUGGGUGUGUCAUGGGAACUGCUGGACACAAAUGUGCACCAGUACAGAGUUUCCUACAUCACCGCACGCGGAGACCGAGCGGAACAGGUGAUGAUGGUUCCAGGACGCCACAGCUCAGUGGUGCUGCAGCCCCUGCUGUCCGAUACAGAGUACAGAGUGAGCGUGACACCUGUCUACGCAGACGGGGUCGGACCCUCCGUCACCCGCGCCGCACGCACAUUACCUCUCUCUGCUCCUAAGAAUCUGAGGGUUUCCGAGCAAUGGUACAAUCGAUUCCGUAUCACCUGGGACACACCCCCUUCUCCCACUAUGGGCUACAGAAUCAUCUACCAGCCUGUCUCAGCACCGGGUCGCGCCCUUGAAACGUUUGUCGGUGACGACGUGAACACCAUGCUGAUCUUAAACCUGUUGAGUGGGACAGAGUACAGCGUAAAGGUCAUCGCCACCUACACCACAGAUUCCAGUGACGCUCUCAUGGGCAGAGCCAAGACACUUCACCUUGGCGUCACUGACCUGAGCACCUAUCAGGUGCGGAUGAACAGUAUGUGUGCUCAGUGGCAGCCUCAUGCACAUGCCACUCAGUAUCGGGUUGUCAUUGAGUCCUUGCUCAAUCACCCAAAGCAGGAAGUGAGACUGGAUGGCUCCACCUCUCGGCACUGCUUUUCUGACCUGAGUGCGAACACACAGUACAGGAUCAGUGUCUAUGCACAGCUCCAAGAUGCCGAGGGUCCUGCUGUCACCACCAUGCAGAAAACCUUCCCGGUACCCACUCCACCUCCCACCAGACCUCCUACCACCAUACCCCUCCCUACCAUUCCUGUGGCUAAAGAAGUAUGCAAAGCGGCGAAGGCAGAUCUGGUGUUCUUGGUUGAUGGCUCCUGGAGUAUUGGUGAUGACAACUUCCUGAAAAUCAUCCGCUUCCUGUAUAGCACAACCGGUGCACUAGAUGAGAUUGGUCCUGGAGGCACACAGGUGGCCAUUGCACAGUUCAGUGAUGAUGCCCGCACUGAGUUUAAACUGAACUCGUAUGAUAACAAGGAGAGUCUGCUAGACGCCAUUCAGAGGAUUUCAUAUAAAGGAGGAAACACGAAAACAGGACGCGCUAUGCAGCAUGUGAAGAAUGCUAUCUUCACAGUGGCUGGAGGAACGAGAAGGGGUGUGCCCAAAGUGUUGGUGGUCUUGACAGACGGACGAUCUCAAGAUGAUGUCAGUAAGAUCUCCCAGGAGAUACAGACAGAGGGUUACGUAGUGUUUGCGAUUGGUUUUGCUGAUGCGGAUUACGGGGAGCUGGUGAGCAUCGCCAGCAAACCCAGCGAGAGACACGUGUUCUUUGUGGACGACCUGGAUGCCUUCAGGAAGAUCGAAGAGAAACUCAUCACCUUUGUCUGUGAGGCAGCUUCAGCAACCUGCCCUUCUGUUCCAAUGCGUGGCAGCACACUACCAGGCUUUAGGAUGAUGGAACUUUUUGGGCUGGUGGAACACCUGUACAGCAGUGUGGAGGGUGUUUCCAUGGAGCCUGGGACCUUCAACAGCUUCAGCAGCUACAGACUAGCCAGAGAUGCCCUCCUGUCACAGCCUACCAGGUUUAUCCACCCCGAGGGCCUGCCAUCUGACUACACCAUCACCAUGCUGUUCCGCCUGCUUCCAGAAACCCCACAGGAGCCCUUUGCCUUAUGGGAAAUUCUCAACAGCAGAAAUGAACCCUUAAUAGGGGUCAUCCUGGAUAAUGGGGGCCAGACACUGACAUUCUUUAAUAACGACUAUAAGGGGGAUUUUCAGACAGUAACAUUUGAGGGUCCAGAGAUUAAGAAGCUCUUCUAUGGCAGUUUUCACAAGCUGCAUAUAGCCGUGAGCAAGACACUAGCCCUGGUGAUGGUGGACUGUAGCCUGGUUGGAGAGAAGCCCAUUAACGCUGCUGGAAACAUCACAGCAGAUGGAUUAGAGGUUCUAGGCAGAAUGGUCCGAUCUAGAGGUGCUAAGGACAACUCUGCACCGUUCCAGCUCCAGUCAUUUGAUAUUGUGUGUAGUACAUCAUGGGCUCGUCGAGACAAGUGCUGUGACCUUCCAAGUCUGAGGAAGGAAGCAGACUGUCCUGCUCUGCCUCGUGCCUGCACCUGCACUCAGGACAGUAAAGGACCUCCUGGCCCAGUUGGACCGCCGGGAAGUCCUGGUAUCCGAGGAACACGAGGCGACAGAGGAGAGCCAGGCCCUGUGGGGCCAGUGGGCUCAAUAGGAGAUGCAGGAGUACCAGGUGCUCAGGGACCCCCUGGACCACAGGGGCCAAGUGGACGAUCCAUCAGAGGUCCUCCGGGUGGACCAGGUGAGAAAGGGGAGAAAGGUGAAGCAGGACCUCGUGGGCUUCAGGGAAUACCAGGAACUUCAGGGACUCCAGGACGGGAGGGCCCACCAGGACCAAGGGGUUUGCCAGGUAAAGAUGGACCACAGGGAAGAAUGGGUCCCCCAGGAAAUAUUGGAGGUCCAGGAGCUCCUGGUGCACCAGGCCAGACCGGUCCUCCUGGACCCAUUGGAGAGCAGGGACCUUUGGGCCCUCCAGGUUCCAAAGGAGAGAAGGGAGAACGAGGUGAUAUGCAGUCUACCUCUUCAGUCCAAGCCAUUGCCAGACAAGUGUGUGAACAACUCAUACAGAGUGAGUCUGCAAUGACAUGUAUAACAUGUAUAAUAUGUAUGUGUUUGUGUGUGUGCACAUCAUUAAAUCAGUUGUUUCCUCACUUAGGUCACAUGGCCCGAUAUAACGCCAUCCUCAAUCAUGUUCCGAGUCAGCCGAUCUCUAUCCGCACCGUUGCUGGGCCUCCUGGCGAGCCAGGUCGGCCUGGUGCUCCCGGCCAUCAGGGGGAGCAGGGUCCACCCGGCCGGCCUGGAUUUCCUGGAUCUAAUGGCGAGAGCGGCCAACCUGGAGGCAGAGGACUUCCAGGUGAGAAAGGAGAGAAAGGAAGCCCAGGAGUUGGUGUUCAGGGACCCAGAGGACCUUCUGGACCUCCAGGGCCACCUGGUGAGGGAAGGACUGGUGGCCCUGGCCCGUCUGGUCGCCCUGGCAACCCUGGUACACCUGGCAGACCAGGCAUUCCUGGGCCAGUGGGGCCGGCUGGACCCCCAGGUUACUGUGACCCGAACUCCUGUGGAUACAGCAUCGGAGAAAGAGAUUUAGACAGUGAGGUGACUGACAGCGAUAUUCCUGUAGUCCAACUACCACCCAGCUCGUACCAACCCUACGGCUCGGAGGAGGAGGGCGUGGACGAGGACCCAUAUGGCAGCUAUGGGACCUACCCCUCCUACUACCAGCCCAACUACCCUGAACCCCGCCCUGUUGAGCCAGAUGAUCCAAUCAUAGUGGAGGAGACAGUGGAGCUGCGAUCGCCAGGGAUACAGCGGCGGACUCGCAGUGUAGCGGGGCAGAGUCAGAAUCACGACGCUGUGAAGAGAGACCCCAGAAUGACUGCUCAUUUUUGAUGCUUAAGUCCUGACACAGUAGUGUUAUAACACUGUUAUAUCAUCUACCACAUUUGUUAUAACACACCUUACAUACUAUUGCAUGUGGCAAAGUAACAACCACCACACAUUGGUGAAGUGAUCAGUGCUAGAGUAUGCGUGCACGGUCUGGUCAUUCUUUUAGUUAGAAUAGUAGAUUUUGUAGAACAGGGUUAUGGGUUUAUGGAUAGGUAGGAUUCUGAAGAUGGAUUGAAAAGUGUCUGGGGGUUUACAAGUGUUUGCACGAGUGAGAAAGCAGAGAACGCAGGGCAGUGAGAUGUGUUGUGUGAUCAUUUCUAAGUGCCUGAUAAGGAGAGACUGCAGGAGAGGUUUUCUGUCUGGUUCUUUCUGCCUCCCUCUCUCUCUCUUUUUCUUUACCUGUCCUCCACUCAUAUUCUCUCAUAUGCUCUCUAAUUUAACAUAACUGUUGCUUAGUUAUUGUAUUUUGACUUUCAUAUUGAUCGUCACCUGUACACAUCUUUUUUUUUUGAGGUUUUCAGACUUGUCAUCUGUUUUUUCAUAUGAAACUUUCUUCUUUUGCCUUUUGGUUUUCCAUUUCAAUUCAUCUCUAUCUAAAAUCACCUGGAGGGCAGAAGCCUCUGUAUUAAGUGCCUGUUAACAGUAUUAAUCGUGUGUUUGUUACGUUUAAUUUAGUGGAUUUUGUAGAUAAGAAUGUUGAUAAGUAUGCAGAUACUCUAUCCCAAUAAUUAUAAAAAAUUGUAGGUAUAAUUCAAAUAUGAAAAUAUGAAAUAUGAACAUUUUUGCAGAAGUGUACAAAUUUUUUUUCAUUAAAGAUGAAGAUUUCAUUUUCAUCUUUCAAAUUAUUUAUUUUAUUCCUUCGGUACCAUACAACAUAAUGGUUCUGCAUUCUUUACUGCUUUACAGCUUGUUAUAACCGAAUACUAACAUCAUUCACAAUUACUAACUGAAUUCACAAAUUAUGGAAAAGUUAUCAUGAUGAUUACCUUGUUGUACAUGCUAACAUACAUAUAUGUUUAUACAGAACCUACAGAAAGGUGCUAAAUGUAAUAAUAUAUAUGAUUAGACUGACUUUGUAGAAUUUGUGGAGUAUAUUUGCUUUUUUAAUUGUUUUUAUCCACGUGUUAAUGUGCUGCAGUGUCUGUGUUCGUUAGACUGUAGAACUGCACAUAUAAAGUAUCAUUAUCAAGAAUGAGAUAAAACAGAGUCAAACAAAUCCCUUAUUUUGACUCUUGAACUUGUUUUUAAAGCAAUAAAUAUCAAGUUCCAUCACA